AUGUUGGAAUCAGGGGAUGCUGGGAUCAAUUCUCUCAUCACCUCUGUACCGUCCACGUUUUUGCCCUCAGGUGAGUUUGUAACAGAAUGUCUUCUGUCCCCGUCUUCCCGACCUGGGACGUGAAUUUGGGAUCCUCGUCACAAUAACACUUUGUCACUCAAUGUCAACCAUACUAACGUAAAACAGAAAAUAAGGUGUUAAUCAGAGCAUCUUGAAAGCGUGAGAACCGAGCUAUAAGUUUACAGGGUGGUUUGAAUCAGGAGGAGAAGUGUGAAGUGACAUUAAGCACAGUAAAGUAACACGUACAACCACAUCCAGACUGACGCGUGCACACACACACAAAAACACACAAACACACACACACACACACACACACACAAAUACCCACAAACUUUAACUCAGGCUCCCUCUGUGUUGUACAGGCCCUGUUGAUGAGAAUGGAAAGUCAUCUGCAAACCACAAUGUAAGUUCAGAAUCAACUACUGUGUUUGGUGAUUGUGAACGACUCUCAGUUUCAGAUUAAUGUUACAUCUUCUUAGUAUACACAUAUUUACAGUAUUGUAGAUUCAAAGGACUGAAGUUAAACUGUCUGUUUCCUUUCUCUAGUCUGAUGUGUACCACGUAUACAGCUCAAUCCCCGACAGACCAGCAACCUCAGCCCAGCCGGAUGGUUUGUACAGUCUUCUGCAGGCACACUGA
Messenger RNA from Coregonus sp. 'balchen', 699 nucleotides. The record is from the annotation of a GenBank genome assembly. NCBI's taxonomy places the organism in Eukaryota, Metazoa, Chordata, Actinopteri, Salmoniformes, Salmonidae.